Didymosphaeria variabile is the source of this 1449-nucleotide messenger RNA. RefSeq lists its product as uncharacterized. The record is from RefSeq and is a predicted model, not a curated record. Lineage: Eukaryota; Fungi; Ascomycota; Dothideomycetes; Pleosporales; Didymosphaeriaceae. Bases 1 to 1449 code for a protein of 482 amino acids. Gene Ontology annotation, biological process: maintenance of rDNA; regulation of exit from mitosis. The transcript has a single exon.
AUGCCACCCCGCGAACGCCUCGUCCGCAAGGCGCCGCUCAUGGAGCGUGUCAAGGCCUACCUCGACGUCCACGACUGGCUACUGUGGAUUUACGAAGAGCUGAACACAAAUGACUGGGAAGACUUCGCCAAAGACUACGCAUUCAUCAUUGGCUUCGUCUUCAACUUGGUCUAUAUCAUUGCGCAGGCCAACACAGCUAGCGGUCCCCGCAACGACGACAUACUACUAGGCUCAAACAAUGGUCCAGGUUGGUUUACAUGGUUCUCUAAGCUCGCUGUGACGACUCUUUCGAUCAUCGCCGUCUUCAACAGCUUCGUCACCUUCUACAAGAAGCGGCACUACCGCCUGUUCGAGCAGCCUAUCGAGACCGCUCCGUCUACGCCAUCUGCGCACAGAGUGCGAGUAGAUUCUUCGCCCGCCGCCGUAACACCACUGCGAUAUUUCCAGACCCUCCUGAGUCCUGGUUCCGCAGACUCGCGCGCUCACCCAGACGCUGGCAGAGAUGUAUGGGAAAUUUCUGUCUGGGACCCGAACCCGUUUUGUCUGGAUAUGUUUUGUCUCUUCAGUCCGCUACAUGUCGCCAUCUACUGGUUGAACCUCCCGGUGCCACCCAUGGACCAGCAACCGAGCAUCAGGGUCGUCACCACCAUCGCCAUCGGCGCUUUCCUUUCCCUUUCACUGUGGCUCAUACGUUCCUCCUUUGCGAGCCAGAUCCGCGACAACGCCGUCAUUCAGCGCGAAGUCCUCCACGAGUACGACAACAAGUUCGUACACCCAUCGACACAAAAAUUAUACCGCGACGUCGGCAUCCAAGCUAUCUCGAAGAACCGGUCUCGAGACUCCAGCGUAGGCGUCCGCGGCAGCAGCGAUGACCUCGCAUCCCAAAUCACCACAUACACCCCGACCACCAUCAUUAAUCGUACCUUCCGGACGAAUCCAAACCCUGCAUACGCCUCGCAAUACGACCCUGAUAAUCUCCGCUCGGCAACCCAGACACCGUCCGGUAGACUGUACUCGAACUCGAACGCAAACUACUCCACAACUUCCACCGCAACCGGUGCAGAUUUCUCCUCGCCCAUACGCCCCUCCCACACACCCAACCCUUUCCGCCAGUCGCAAGCACAGCCUCAAUACCGGCCCUCAGCCACCGGCAGCGAUGGAGGCAGCCUCGGUGUCUUUUCGCACGCGAACUCGCCGCUGCGUAAGUCGGCUUCUACAAACUUCGUGCGUGAUCGCGAGGAUCGAGGGCGGGAAAGUCUUGGUGGUCAUGGUGUUGAACGAAGAACGGGGACGCCUGUGCGGAGAGAGGGCAGCCCGUUGAAGAGGAUCAGUAUGCCUGGUGCGGGGUUGAAGGCGUCGGGCAGUGAUGGCACAAUUAGUGCGGCGGAUAGAUUUGCGAGGUGGAAUGGGGGUGCGGGGAACAUGAGGAGGGAGAGUGGACGGUUCUAG